Molecule: messenger RNA, 2816 nt
Organism: Daldinia loculata
Lineage: Eukaryota; Fungi; Ascomycota; Sordariomycetes; Xylariales; Hypoxylaceae
Exons: 4
Coding region: 466-2649 (727 amino acids)
Source: RefSeq, a predicted model, not a curated record
GUGUUUAUAUGGCCAACACCCGUGGCUCACUAGUUACUUCCUUAUCCACACGUGGAAGCAUUCCUGAGGCAAGUGCUUCCCACACAUUAUCAUAAUAUAACUUUCAUAUCAUCGAUAAUUAUUAAGGUUCUUUUUCAACUACUUCAACAACUUCAUGUGACAUUCUCUUUCUAGACCGAUAUGCUGAUUCUGACAGCAUUCUCGCAUUUUAUUAUUUGUAAGACGUCUUGUUCAGUCACUCGGAAUAAGAUAAGAUAAUGAUUGAGGUUAUUCUCCUAUUCGCUCUUAUGGAAGCUUCUGCCACUUGCGUUGCCACGUGGAACGGCUGACCGAUAAGGCUAUGUCUAUAUAUAUUUAUGCCCGACUUUAUUCUCGCCUAUAGUUAUUAUUUAAUCAUUUAUCUACUAUCUACGUUACUUGACCUUUAUUACGAAUAAUUAAGCAUAGGAUUAGCACUAGAAAGGGAUGGGGGACCCCUUAGGAGCAGUCAGCUCCAUCAUAGGCAUUGCCUCAUUUGGCCUCAAGUUCGCAACGACGCUACAGACAUACAUCGAGGCUGUAGCUGAUGCGGAAGAAAACUUACGGGGCAUUGCUUUAGAUGUCAGUGCAACGGCGUCCGCUCUAAAACAACUCGAUGAAUACAUGAGACCCGAUCAGAGUGGUAAGGCAAUUGCGAGUGAUUCGGGAGUGGAAGAAGUUGCACGACUCGCAUCGCAGUGCGAGCAAGUUUAUACUGUCAUCAUCUAUCUUAUCGCCAAGGCCGUCGGCGUGCCAAAGGACGACAAUGGCAAAGUGUCCCUUGACGCAUUAGACUUACACAGCUUAAACGCCCCAAGUCGAAUGCAGAAGCUCAUAUGGCCCUUCCGGGAAUCUCGUAUCAGAAAACAUCGGGAAGAGCUAAGAUGGUUAAAAUUUAGCCUACUUUUUCAUUUAGGACUCAUAGAGCUUGCAAAAACCAGAAAGAUGGGCCCAGCUAGAUCCCCCGAUGCAUAUGAGAGGGAAUUAGCCUUGCACGCCAAGGUGGAAAAGCUCCAUGCUAAAAUGGAAGCGUAUAUCAACAAGAUAACCUCCCGAAGGAGAAGGGAAAAGAACAAGGCCAGAAAGAAACCACCGACCGGGUCUUCCUCGAGUAUUAUAGAUGAGGUUAUAUCUCGAAGCUCGAGCUUCAAGCGGUCUAAAUCUCCUAACCCUGGAUUACAUUACGUAGUCGACAAUACUCCGAACGCACCGGCCAGGCUUCCCGGUAGUUCGGCAGUUGAAGAUAAUGAGAACCUAGAAAAUAAUGCUAGCCACCCCAAGCAAACCGAACCUCUUCAACAAUUUGCAGCUCAGGAAAUGACCAGCGCAAACCCUGCAGCCCCUCAGGCACAAAGACAUACCCAAAAUACCCAAAUAGACGCCCAAUAUUCUCCCUUGAACGUAGAUACUAGCCAACAAACGGCUCGCCCGAGGUCAUCAAAUGCCAGCAACGAGAAAGAGCCGGCUCCGCAAAAUAACCCAAUAGGACACGCCAGGGUUAAGGAAUGGUACACCCCCGAACCCUCGCCGGAAACCCUCGGUGCUUUUUCGUGGGUAUCGAGCCUAUUCAGGACGCGAGAUAGGUUUGUCCACGACUGGAAGAGCCAGGAGGUCGAGGGGUACCUCGUCGAAGGUGACACCGGCACCAUCCGCAAACUCCCCUUCAGCCGCCAGAAGCUGACGGAAGAAAUUACGCGAAUCACUAAGUCAAGACAAGGCGACGUAUGGGCACAGUAUGCAUCAUUCACUUCCGCCCAGCGAGAAAUCGUAGAUCGAGUGAUGGCAGAAGCAAACCGUUCAAGUCACCGCGCCAGGUCCUGUGUGGCGAUAAGCCAGCAGCUCGGGUGGAGUCAGGGGCAAUCUUAUAUUGCCGUAUUUUUCUCGCUGUCCGCCGUCCAGCCAGUCCAUGUCAAAUUUGGCGUAAAAUAUUUCCAGUUCGCGUUCGAACUAUGUCGUACAUGGGAGGGCAUAGACGGACUCAUCAGGCAGACCGUACACGAGAUAAAUAUUCCCAAUUCUUACUUAAUAGGGGGUAGGUACGAGCUUAGGGGCCUUGAUGGCAACGUCAUCCCGCGCGCGAUGUGGCGCACUGCCGUCCAUCCUGGCCUCGUUGUGUUUAUAACCAUCCCGCAGUCUAUAUCGAAGUCCACAUCGAAGUCCACAUCGAAGUCCAGAACGGGUUCAUUCAGUGACGAAGAGGAUUCGGGCUCAGUAGUGUUAACUGAGGAUUUAGACCUUCGUUUGCCGGCUCCGGGGUUUGGUCAUAGAGUGCUGCGCCGGAUUAAAGACAAGUUGUUCCGUAGCCACACCAGAGCGUUAACUGAGGUAAUGAGCAAUGGAAGCAGUUCAUCGGUGGGUUCCGCGGAGUCGCCACCAGCCCCCGUAGUCCGGAGUACCUGGCAUCCUGAGUCAGACAACUUGAGGGCUGCAGAGACGGUGGUAAAGGAAAAGGCGAGGAGAGGGGUUAAGAGAGAGGAGGAGGAGGGCGAAGACGAGGAAGAAGACGUCGACAUCAUUAACUUCGAGGAAGAGAAAAUGCAUGCAAGGCUUGGACUAGCCGCCCAGCUGAACAUGUGGACUACCGUGUUUGACACCGUGGAGAACAACAAGAAUGGCGAGGACGGACUCUAGCUUAGGUACCUAAAUUUUGCUUUUCGGGGCGGCGUAACAGGUAUCACAACUAUUGUCAUACAAUCUCACUAUUAGAACUCGAGUCUAUAGAACAUAUCCGUAACAAUGCAUAUGUAUUCAAUAUAUACUCACAUGCCUAACGCAAACGCAUGUGCACAAGGGCUAUC